Messenger RNA from Trichoplax adhaerens, 1101 nucleotides. RefSeq lists its product as uncharacterized. Lineage: Eukaryota; Metazoa; Placozoa; Uniplacotomia; Trichoplacea; Trichoplacidae. Gene Ontology annotation, molecular function: DNA-binding transcription activator activity, RNA polymerase II-specific; RNA polymerase II cis-regulatory region sequence-specific DNA binding. Gene Ontology annotation, biological process: regulation of transcription by RNA polymerase II. The transcript is spliced from 4 exons. Gene Ontology annotation, cellular component: nucleus. The record is from RefSeq and is a predicted model, not a curated record. The annotation marks the transcript as partial.
UAUCGGUGUCAACGCUGCGAUAAAACCUUCCAGCGAGCGUACAGUCUCAAAAGACAUCAAAGAAUUCAUACAGGAGAGAAACCGUACACGUGUAAUAUCUGUCAAAAGUCAUUUACGCAAUCUUUCCAUUUGAAAAUCCAUAAGCGUAUUCACAAUGGCGAUUUACGAUAUACUUGUGAUAUAUGCGGGAAAAAAUUUAUUCAAAACAAUGAUCUUAAGAAACAUCGAAGAACUCAUACAGGAGAAAAACCUUAUCGUUGUAAAACUUGCUCAAAAUGUUUUACGGAUUCAAGUCAGCUUAGGAAACAUGAACGUGUCCAUUCCGGACAUAAACCGUAUUCUUGCGAUCUUUGCGGUAAGUCAUUUUCGCAAUCAGGCACCCUAAUGAAACAUAAGAAUAUUCAUAAAAAAAUUUUACAGUGUACAGAGUGUAUUGUACUUAUUACCAAACGCCUUGGUACCCGUAGUUCUGGUACUAAUAUUACUGGAACUCAUUAUUGUAAAAUCUGCAAUAAAGCUUUUGAUCGUUAUCACUGCCUAACUCGUCAUAUGAGGAUUCAUACUGGUGAAAGACCUUACAAGUGUGAUAUUUGCACAAAAGCUUUCACCCAACCUUAUCAUUUGACUAUCCAUAGAAGAAUUCAUACUGGAGAUCUGAGACAUAAAUGUGAUGUUUGCAACAAAAGAUUCGUGCAAGCCAAUGACCUGAAAAAGCAUUAUAGGAUACACUCAGGUGAAAAGCCGUAUUCAUGUUCUGAUUGCGGUAAACGAUUUACAGACUCCAGUCAACUAAGAAAACAUGAACGAAUUCAUUCCGGAGAGAAGCCGUAUAAGUGUUUAGUGUGCGGUAAAUCAUUUACUCAGUCGGGAGCUUUAACUAAGCAUAAAAUAAUACAUAGAAAUGCCACGAAUUACAAUAAAACGUACCGCUGUAAUAUAUGUCUUAAGGUUUUCACACGAUCCUACAGUUUAACGCGUCAUAAAAGAAUCCAUACUCGUGAAAGGCCCUACAAGUGUUCAACGUGUGGAAAAUCCUUUUCUCAGAGUUAUCAUCUUAAAAUCCACUUCAGAAUUCAUUCAAGAGAUGCCGAAAAUCCAUAA